AUGCCCAAUAGAAGCCCAGCAGCAGCAGCAGCAGCAACUGCUGCUGCUGCUGCUGCAGAUAAGGAGGACAAGCAGCAGCAGGCCCAGUUCUCGCAUGACGCUGCUGCAACGAGUGAAGCAGCAGCGGCACUCGCAACGUCAACAGCAGCAGCAGCAGCGGCAGCAGAUGAAGCAGCAGCAGCAGACAAAGCAGCAGCAGCAGCAGGUGAGGCAGAAGCAGCAGAUGAGGCAGGAGCAACAGAUGAUGAUGCAGCAGCAACAGCAGGUGCGUCGGGGGGUGUAGCAGCAGCAGCAGCAGCAGCAGCAGCAGCAGCAGCAGCAAGGAAGGCAGCAGCAGCAAGAGCAGCAGCAGAAACGGCAGGAGCAGAGGACCUAGCACCAGCUGCAGAGGGCUCAGCAGCAGCAGCAGUAGCAGCAAAUGGUGCAGCCUCAGCCGCAAAAGAAGAAAAAGUCGCCGAAGCAGCCGAAGCAGCAGAAGCAGCAGAAGCAAUAGCAGAUAUAAUAGCAGCAGCAGCAGCAGCAACAACAACAGCAGAAGAAGAAAAAGCAGAAGGGAGAGCAGAAACACCAGCAGCACCAACAACAGCUAGUGAAGCAGCAGCAGCAGCAGCAACAAUAACAGCAGCAACGACUGAAACAGCAGCAGGCGGUAGAGAGCCCGAACUCUAUGCAGCAGAUGAAACCUUAACAGCAUCCAGCAGCAACAGCAGCAGCAGCAGCAGCAGCAGAACGGGGCACAGGACCUACGCCGGCAAGCUGACUUGUGGCAAUAACAACAGCAGCAGCAGAAGUAGCAGCAGCAACAGCAGCAGCAACAGCAGCAGCAACAGCAGCGUAGACAAGUCCCCAGGGAGCGGGAUCGACUUUCACACACGGAAGCCAGGAAGCAGCAGCAGCAGCAGCAGCAGCAGCAGCAGCAGCAGCAGCCAUCCCGUUCAGGCGCCUUCCAGAAGCAGCAGCAGCAGCAGAAGCAGCAGCAGCGGUGCUCCCGAGCGUCCGAGAAGCGGCAAAUGUACGGGUAGGAGCAGCAGCAGCAGCAGCUGCAGCAGCAGCGGCAGCAGCAGCAGCAGCAGCAGCAACUUUGCUGCUUGGGCAGAAGGGCUUUCUCGCCAGCCCCCUGUCUUGCUAUCAGAAGAAGAUGUUUAUUUUCUAUGCGAAAAAGUAAAAGAAAUCCUUAUAGGUGCAUAA
Messenger RNA from Eimeria acervulina, 1188 nucleotides. RefSeq lists its product as hypothetical. The coding region runs from base 1 to 1188 and encodes 395 amino acids. The transcript has a single exon. Lineage: Eukaryota; Apicomplexa; Conoidasida; Eucoccidiorida; Eimeriidae. The record is from RefSeq and is a predicted model, not a curated record.